Molecule: messenger RNA, 807 nt
Organism: Leptosia nina
Lineage: Eukaryota; Metazoa; Arthropoda; Insecta; Lepidoptera; Pieridae
Source: the annotation of a GenBank genome assembly
AUGGCGGUGCGGAAAAUUUACGAGAGUGACGAUUUUCUAGUAGUUAACAAACCUUAUGACAUGUAUAUUAAUUCAGACGAUGAAAAUGAAAAGAACACAGUAACAUGUUGUAUUGCAUCUCACGAUUCACACCUUUCAACAUCGGCUAAUCCCUUGUACUUCGUCCAAAGGCUUGACUACUCAACUAGCGGAGUGCUUUGUAUAGCCAAGAACAAAACGGUUGCUGCUCUAGCAGGAAGGUUAUUCGAGAAACGUCUCACAAAAAAAUAUUACUUAGCGGUGGUGAGAGGACAUCCAGAUUUUGAAUUAGCAGAAAUACGAUAUGCAGUCGGAGCUGACCAGUCACCAGAUCAAAGUCAUCGUAUGUCGGUUGUGUCGAAUUCGUCACUGGCCGGUGAUGCAAGACCAGCUCAUACAAGAAUGUUAAUUCUAGAGCGAGGCUUCUAUUGUAAAGACCCCGUUGCUGUAGUUCUUCUUAAGCCGAUUACAGGGCGUCGUCACCAAUUGCGUGUACAUUGUCACGCGACGUCGCAUACUAUUCUCGGCGACUAUACGUACAGUGAUAGAAUGGACACCGCACCACACAGGAUGUUUCUACACGCUACUAGGCUAGUGCUUCCACUACCGAACAAGCCCUUAGAUAUCCAAACUCCAGAACCAUUCUUCAACGAUGUCCAGUUUUCGGGUCAGUGGAAAUCUCAAAAGUUGCUCCACAAAUAUCGUAAUAAAGAAGAUUUCAUCGCUGUUUGCGAUGAUAUCGAUAGAGAAUAUAUUAUUGGUGUUAAAUAUAAAGAUUUCAGUGUUUAA